AUGACAAAAUCAAUUUUUCAAGAUUGGAUAUUUAGAGAUGAAAAUCUCCAAAGAGAAGCGUUGACGCAUAAAACUUACGCAUACGAAAAUCCGAUGAGCGGAAAUCAUAAUGAAAAGUUAGAAUUCUUGGGAGAUUCAGUCAUAUCCCUCAUAAUCUCAAAUUAUUUGUAUAAUAAAUGUAAAAAUGAAGGAGAACUUACAAUGAUGAAAGCAAAGUUAGUUUGCAAAAAAACUUUGGCAGAGUUUGCGUCGGAAUUAAAUUUAGAAAAAAGGUUGAAACUAGGAAAAGGUGCAUUGAUGGGCAAUGCAAGAAAUAAUGAUAAGAUUUUAGAAGACGCUUUUGAAGCUUAUGUCGGUGCCGUAUUUUUGGAUGCAGAAAAAAAUUUUUUGGAAGUAAUGGAAUUUAUGGAACCUUUAAUAGAACCCAAAGUCGAGAAACUUCUUCAGGAAAUAAAGAAUUCCCUGGAAAAUAAUAACGACGAAUCUAAAUCUAUAAUCGGUCCUCAGGAUGUGUCACUUACGAAAGUACCCCAUGAAGAUCCAAUUAAUAAACUUCAAACUUGGUCGCAAAGAAGAUCAUUUGGUAUACCGAAAUAUCAAUUAGUUGAAAAUAAAAAAGUUGAAAACAAACUUGUUCAGCCCCAAUUUACUUUUGAAGUCGUCAUUAAUCAAGUUACAUACCCUCAGGGGACGGCGAGAAAUAAAUCGGAAGCUAAAAAAAUGGCUGCCAUUAACGCCCUCAAUAUAAUUGAUGAGAACUUAAAAUUGGGUAAAGAUAAAUAA
Messenger RNA from Funneliformis mosseae, 783 nucleotides. NCBI's taxonomy places the organism in Eukaryota, Fungi, Glomeromycota, Glomeromycetes, Glomerales, Glomeraceae. The record is from the annotation of a GenBank genome assembly.